GUCUCCAGCAUAAUGUUCAAGUUUGUGUUGGCUGUGUUGUCCGUCUUCCUCCUUGUGGCCUCAGCCAUGGCCAGCCCCAUGCCCGAGCCUGGCUAUCGUCGCCAUGGUGGCUAUGGUGGUGGUUAUGGCGGGUAUGGUGGAGGUUAUGGUGGUGGAUAUGGAGGCUAUGGCGGUGGAUAUGGAGGCUAUGGCGGGGGAUAUGGAGGCUAUGGCGGUGGAUACGGGGGCUAUGGAUAUGGACGAUAAAGAAGGACAACAGUUAUCCAGGACAAUUAUUCUGGACUAAACACAGACCCGGCAUAUUUCCAGGACCUUCGCUAGAGAAUAACUUCCACAUUUACCCUUGUAACAAAGAUUAACUUAUUUUUGAAAUAAAUUAUUUUACCCAAA
Molecule: messenger RNA, 390 nt
Organism: Procambarus clarkii (red swamp crayfish)
Lineage: Eukaryota; Metazoa; Arthropoda; Malacostraca; Decapoda; Cambaridae
Source: RefSeq, a predicted model, not a curated record